ACGAAUGACAACCCAAAACAGAUUUCAGGGUUCCCGAGAAAAUCAGUCUCAACGAAGAAUCAUGUUCUAAGAUUUCCAAGGAAAUACAAAACCAGGAAGACCAUUUCCAGCAGCCAAACAGGCUCUAAAAUUCUACUCUCUAUCAUCUCCACACUCUGCAAAUCUUCGAUCGCAAAACCUCAUCUUCAAUCUAUUUUGGUUGGUGGAUAGUAACAUUCUUAUGCUGAUAUAAUUGAAUCUUGUUUGGCUCCUAUUCAUCAAGAAAUAUUUUCUUGAUGCAAUGGUGGAUUUGGAUCAAGUAAUGUUGGGAAUCAGUGCUGGUCCUCUCUUCCUUAGUGGCUUUUAUUGCACCACAUUCCUCCUACAUACAACAGCUGGGUGCAAGGUGUAAAUUUCUGGAUCUUGCUCAUAGCCCUUGGUCAUUGGCAAGAGCUCUACAAAUAUAAGGAACAAUAGCUUAUUCGGGUGCUUUAUCAUCCUUUGAUUGGUGGAUAUGGAGUCCUCGGUUGAUGUAAUAAGAUCUUGCUUGGAUUCCAUUCAUCAGAUAUCAGACGAGGUUUCAGAUGCUACUGUGUAUCUAGAUGCUGGUUGUUCAGAGGCCUUCCAAUUUCUUGGUGCGUUGCCACUGUUGUUGGAACUUGGAGUGCGUGCUGUUUGCAGCUUGGAGAACAUGUCUCCACUUGAUGUUGUGGUUGAUUGGAACUCAACCUCGAUGGAUCCCACAAAGAAGAUGGUAGUCAUCACAUCACGCCUUCUAAGCGAUGCACAUCGGUAUAUUCUACGUUGCCUGAGCGCGCAUCAAACUGUUCUUUGUUGCACUAUAUUUACAUCUAUCUCAGAGAUAGCGCACUCUGCAUAUGUUGAUUCACCUCUAGGACCGGAUGCUUUUCGAGAAUAUGAAUCAUUACUCCUCCAAGAUUAUGAAGAGAUUGUUAGGAAGUCCAAUACGAAGGACCAUAUUUCACCACCGGUUAAUGAGUUCAGAGAGUCUCCAGGAAGCAAAUGUGAGGAAAGAUUGGUUGUGGAAGAUGAGGGUUGGUUGCCUUUGGCUUCAAAUGAAGAGGAUGUCCCUAGUCCCGUAGCUACCUCUACUGGAAGAGAUCUAGAUGAAGUGAGCUCAAUGAGUUUUACACAAGAUGGAUGGCCAAAAUUGGUCGUGUCCGUGCAUCAUUUUCCAAUGAUUUUGUGCCCUCUCUCACCAAGGGUCUUUGUCCUACCUUCUGAAGGAACCAUUGCCGAAUCAUGCUUCUCGAAUGACCAUGAAGAUUGUCUUAGUCCUGGACUGCCUCCUAUAAAUACAGGAGUAUCUUCUGAUGGUGAGGAUAUUCCUCCUGGAGCCAUUCAAACGGCACAUUUUCUUUACCAUCUGGUGACCAAGAUGGAUCUCAAGAUGGAAAUAUUUUCUCUUGGUGAUCUGUCAAAAUCAGUCGGCAAGAUUUUGACAGACAUGUCAAGCCUUUAUGAUGUAGGUCGGCGUAACAAAAGAUCAGCUGGCCUAUUGCUCAUCGACCGGACACUUGAUCUCAUGACACCAUGCUGCCACGGGGACUCACUCAUUGAUAGGAUGUUAUCAUCUCUACCCCGCAGGGAAAGAAUGACCUCUGCCGCACACACAAAGGGCCCACAACUCCAGAACAAACAUGCUUCUGUUAGUUUACAGCGGGCACCACUCGAUGUUCAAAUCCCACUUGGGAGAAUUUUCAGUGAAGAACCUGCAACUGGUGGGAUUCGGCUGUUAGAAAGCAUUGCAGCUGUUGCAUCAGGUUGGGCUUCUAGUGAUCCCCAAUCUCAACCCAUCGAUUCAGUUUAUCAAAACAUGAAGCACUCUGAGAUUGAUUUGCUAAAUGGCUCGUUUGUAUCCACUGAUAACUUUCAGGGAGCACACUACUUGGAAGCAAUACUUGAUAGAAAGACAAGAGAUGCAGCCUUACUUGUUAGGAAAUGGCUUCAAGAAACUCUACGCAGAGAGAAAAUACCUCUGAACAUGAAAAUUCGCCCUGGUGUUGCUACUGCACCAGAGCUUCAUGCCAUGGUUAAACUGCUGGCUUCAAACCAGGCAUCUUUUGUAAGAAACAAAGGGAUUAUUCAGCUAGCGGUAGCUGCUGAAAUAGCACUGAGCGAACCUCACCGUUCACGGUGGGACACAUUCAUCAGUGCGGAAAGGAUAUUGAGUGUAAGUGCUGGAGACAGCCAGAAUCUUUCGGGCCAAAUCCGGGAUCUCAUACAUAAAAGCAUGUUGGCAGGACCCCAUGAGCGCGGACUUCUUUCCUUCCGAGAUGUGCUUAUUCUUGCAGUUGUUGGAUAUAUGCUGGCUGGUGGAAGUUUCUCGACAUCUGGGUCUGGCGGGCCGUUCUCUUGGGAAGAGGAGCAUUCACUGAAGGAAGCAAUUGUGGAUGCAGUCCUUGAAAAUCCGGCAGCUGCAAGAUUUCAGUUCCUUCAUGGCCUAGAGGAAGAACUUGAAGCCAAUCUCAAAAAGUUGAAGUCUGAGGAGCCCAAGGAAGCUUUCUCUGGUAAAUCCACGCCUGUUGAUUUUGAUGAUCAGUGGGGCAGUUGGGAUGAUGAAGAUACAGAUCAGAGUAGCGAACAGGUAUAUAGUGACAUGCAGUUAAGAUUGGAGUUGCGGGAUCGGGUAGACCACAUUUUCAAGAUGUUUCACAAAUUAUCAGGCUUGAAGCGGAGGAACCCAAGUUUCAAAGAAGGGCUCUUGGCUUUUGAAAGUAACUCCGGAAGCGAUAGUUAUACAAGCAGAGGGCUGCUUUAUAAGCUUCUGACCAUGGUGUUGGGGAACUAUGAUAUUCCUGGACUGGAGUACCAUUCUUCUGUUGUGGGGCGGUUUUUCAAAAGCGGAUUUGGAAGAUUUGGCCUUGGACAGGCAAAACCAAAGUUGGGUGAACAGAACGUUCUUCUUGUUUUUGUUGUGGGAGGCAUCAAUGGUCUCGAGGUCCGUGAAGCUUGGGAGGCGGCAUCAGAAAGUGGUAGACCAGAUGUCGAGUUGAUUCUUGGCGGUACGACUCUUCUAACUCCUGAUGACAUGUUUGAUUUGUUGUUAGGGUCUUCUAGCUACUUCUAAUUCAUCUCCAUAUAACAUUUUUGAAAAGAAGGAAACACGAGGAAAAAAAGAGUAUAAUCUAUAUCGUCAUGUUGAUAUCAUGUAAAAUUUCAUGGGGACUAAUUGAGGUGACAAGAAAGCCUGCCAUAUCUAAAUCCAACCGAAUUUCUAA
Messenger RNA from Magnolia sinica, 3221 nucleotides. RefSeq names its product sec1 family domain-containing protein MIP3. NCBI's taxonomy places the organism in Eukaryota, Viridiplantae, Streptophyta, Magnoliopsida, Magnoliales, Magnoliaceae. The record is from RefSeq and is a predicted model, not a curated record. The transcript is spliced from 10 exons. Bases 494 to 3070 code for a protein of 858 amino acids. Gene Ontology annotation, biological process: vesicle-mediated transport; intracellular protein transport.